Galleria mellonella (greater wax moth) is the source of this 6551-nucleotide messenger RNA. RefSeq names its product WD repeat-containing protein 48 homolog. The transcript has 4 exons. The coding region runs from base 119 to 2074 and encodes 651 amino acids. The record is from RefSeq and is a predicted model, not a curated record. Gene Ontology annotation, biological process: double-strand break repair via homologous recombination; protein deubiquitination. Gene Ontology annotation, molecular function: ubiquitin binding. Lineage: Eukaryota; Metazoa; Arthropoda; Insecta; Lepidoptera; Pyralidae.
CAGUUUAUGUCUGAAAGUGAAGUUGUUGACUGGACUGAUACGAGUUUCGUGUACGCGAAAAUAAAAUAGCAUAUUUAUUUAAAAUAUACCUAAUAAUUAAAGUUUAAAAUGUCGGAAAAUGGGCACGACGAUGCGUAAGAAAACUCAAGUGUCGUUCGUGAUACGCGACGAGGAGGAGAGAAGGCACAAAAAUGGCGUUAGCUCAUUACAAUUGGACCCAGUACAAGGGAGGCUUUAUUCGGCCGGUCGCGACGGUAUUAUCCGAGUGUGGUCUACUGGAAAUGGUGUCCAAGAUAGGUACAUUCAGAGCAUGGAACACCAUACCGACUGGGUGAACGACAUUGUGUUGUGUUGCGGCGGAAAGAACCUUAUAAGCGCAUCCUCUGAUACGACUGUCAAAGUUUGGAACGCUCCAAAAGGGUUUUGCAUGUCUACUCUUAGGACUCACAAGGAUUAUGUACGUACUUUGGCCUAUGCUAAAGACAAAGAGCAAGUCGCCAGCGCCGGGUUGGACCGCGCUAUAUUUUUAUGGGAUGUCAACACUUUGACUGCGUUAACGGCCAGUAACAACACUGUUACUACUUCUAGUUUAGUAGGCAACAAGGAAUCUAUAUACAGCCUCGCUAUGAAUCCCCCAGGUACUAUUCUCGUUAGUGGUUCUACUGAAAAAGUCUUAAGAGUUUGGGAUCCGCGUAACUGUUCUCGACUUAUGAAACUAAAAGGCCACGCUGAUAAUGUUAAAGCUUUAGUCGUGAGUCGCGAUGGAUCGCAAUGUGUAUCUGGUAGUUCAGACGGCACUAUAAAAUUAUGGUCUUUGUCACAACAACGAUGCGUCUCAACAAUUAGAGUGCACUCGGAAGCGGUUUGGGCUUUGUUAGCAACUGAAAAUUUCACACAUAUUAUAUCUGGGGGUCGGGAUAGAUUAGUCAUUAUAACAGAAUUACGAAACCCUGAUAACUUUGUGAUUGUGUGUGAGGAGACUGCUCCUAUACUGAAGUUAUGCUUUACUGCGGACCAACAAGGUGUGUGGGUGUCUACAUCUGAAUCAGAUAUACGGUGCUGGAAAUUGCCUCCAAGGAACUCCUUAAGUUCCGAUAUGUAUAAUCAGAAUAGCUAUAACACAACCAAUGUAUACCAAACUCAGCCAAUCCAUCAUAUCCCUGGAGGCCCUGCUAUAAAACACUAUACUGUGCUAAAUGACAAACGACAUAUACUGACAAAGGAUACUGCCAACAAUGUAGCCUUAUAUGAUGUAUUAAAAGCUUGCAAAGUUGAGGAUUUAGGUGAAGUAGAUUAUGAUGAGGAAGCGAAAAAACGCUUUAAAAUGGUGUACGUACCAAAUUGGUUUAAUGUUGAUUUGAAAACUGGUAUGUUAACUAUCCAUCUUGGCCAAGAUGAAACGGACUGUCUAAGUGCAUGGGUGAGUGCAAAGGAGGCUGGAUUGACAACAGAAAAUGAUCAGAAGGUCAACUUUGGAGCACUGUUGCUGCAAGCAUUGUUGGAACAUUGGAAUCACCCGAGCAGAAUGAACGAAGCCGGCCAGAAAGUUAUAGGGAACAAUUUCUUCAGUGUUCCAUUACAUACUCCGUUGAUAUUCAGCGAAGUUGGUGGCAGGACACUAUACAGAUUAUCAGUAGGUGAUGCUGGUGGUGAAACAGAAGGCAAUUUAUUAAAUGAGACAGUGCCGUCAUGGGUUGUGGAUGUCGCUGUAGAGAUGGCGCCACCAAAGUUAAACAAGCUACCAUUCUAUCUACUGUCACACUCAAGCUGCCAGAGUAAACAGGAUAGACAGAAAAAGGACCGUCUAGUCGCAAACGACUUCAUACAAUGCCGUAAAGUGGCAGAACACGUUGUAGAAAAGAUAGUGGGCGGUGGUGACGUGAACGGCGCCAGCGCCGGCAGCGGCAAGGGAAGCGCCAACGAAGACAGUGGCAAUGAUGCGCCAGAGGAGAGAGUCGAACUGCUUUGCUGUGAUCAGGUUUUGGACCCCAACAUGGAUUUAAGAACAGUACGACAUUUUAUAUGGAAAUCUAAUGUGGAGUUCACACUGCACUAUCGGGUGUUGAAACAAUGAGAAUUCCCAUAUAUACACUUGUACAAGUCACAACUAAAGAAAUACUGCUUCUUUACUUGUAUCGUAGAGUAAGCGAACGAAUUAUGAAAUAAUUAAAAAAAAACUGUAUUUAGUCGUAAAAACGCAAUGUAACGCAGCGAAGCGCAGUACUGACAAUUGACUGAUUUUCUAAAACUCGCUUGACCUAGCUUCGGAAUUUAAAAAAUCUAGGAUUUAUUAUAACCUUGUGCAGAUGGUAGAUCACAGAAACCAUUGUUAAAGUAUUACUAAAUUAUUAAGUUCAAUAAAUAAGAGAUUUGAUUGUAAAAAUCUAUAGGUAACUGACACAAUACAGUUUCUAAAUUCAAAAAUUGCUGUCGCAAACGGUAAAUAUUGUAAAUUCAUGUUAUUCAUAUGUAUUAAUGCAAUUUCUUUUUAGUAAAUACUGUACCACAAUGUUAGCUGACACUAGUAUCAUUCUAUAUCACAAGAUAUAUCUGUUAUAAAAUUAUAAACAGUGACUUAAAAUCAUCAUCAUCAUCAUCCCAACCACUAUCUGUUCACUGCUGAACAUAGGCAUAAUAAUCGUAGGCUACCAUAAGGAAUAGUCCCCAGCCACUUGCAUUCACUGACUCCCUGCAAUACAUUUGAGGUCUUCACUCCAACUGUUGGAGGGUUUUUUUUAUGAGUGAAAAUGAAAUGGUAACCCCGCCUGCGCUAACGGUAUACGCUGGCGGAGCACCAGUAAAGGGUGAUCGAUGAGAAUGAAAACAGGCCAGUUAGCCCAUCAUGAUGAAUUCAUCAGGAAUUAACCAUGAUAGUUUCCAGAGGGAACCGUGAGGAGAUCGACCUGGUUGGGUAUAUUGCUAGCAAUGGGAUUCUUAGUCUCCAUUACUAACAAUCCCUUUCCCCCCACUUUUGGGCGUUUGUCCUACACUACGUUUGCCCGUGCAAGGUCGAGAACUCGAGAACCUUUCUUCCCCAUCGAUAGUUAAUUCUUUGAUUAUUAAAUUAUUUAAAAUAAUUUUCUUACGGCAAAGCAAAAGGAUUUUUCUUAUAGGGAGAGAUUUGUGGUCAGUAUGGGACAUUAAAGGGUUAUAGUAAAGAUAUGGGCGCAAUGGGUAACACAGUACAUAGACUGUUCCGCGUGAAUUAAUAAAUUAAAAGCAUGAUUGAAUGUAUGACUUGUUACAAACUUUCCACGUUUAUAAUAUUAGUAUUAUUGUAUGUUUGGGACUAAUUAAUAAUAUAUUUAAAUAACGGGCACGAUUCAGAGACGAAAUUUCUAUAAUCUGUUAUCGUAAUAUUUUAAUGUGAUAAUUUCGCAAAUUACUGCUUUAUGGACCAUUAUAAAUUAAAAUUAGAAUAAUUUUGAUGUUAUAACUACUGGUUUAACUUACGUGUAAUUAGAUGAAGAAAGCUCGACUAGUUUCGGUAUCAAAUCGUAAUUCUUAAUCAGGAGCGGCAUGUACGCUUAUAAAACUUUUAGCAGUAUAAUAAUUUUGAGUUAAAUCUAUUAAAAAAUUUGUUCAUAUGGGUCCUUAUAGCAAAGAUUUCGCUGUGGUAUCAAAUUUUAAUUUUAGAGAAAUGGCGCUUCAGAAUCGAGCUUAAUAACUGCAAAAUUUCGUAUAUGUCUCUCUUGCCUCUCUUGCUGACGCCUAUACCUGUCACGCCAUCUAGCACUGCAAUGUUAAUUCAAUUUAGUACCGAUAGAUGGCGUUAUAUUUAUCAAUAUAUCAUGUAUAUUACCUAAAUUCCAAAACGUAAUAACAAAAAUUGAAUUUCUUUAAAGUGACCGUAUAAAAAAAAUACUUUAAAAACACUAGUAUGAAAGGUUAAAAACUCCUUGGCAUAUUUUUUUUAUUUAGAAAAUAAAAUCCUUUCACUGCUAGAAAACUUGCUUAAACUGAUGCUAAUUUAUCCUGUAUACGCGAAAAAUUUUAAUUUUGAAAAUGUAGAAAUAAAACACGGAUUUCUGCGUUACGUUGCGACGAAACGCGUUAGCCUCGUGACUCGGGUGUUCACUAGACGGUUUUAUAUAAAUGUUUAAAUAUAACAACUAUUAGGGCUAACGCAAAAAAUUUAAAUCUAUACAAACAUGCAACAUGCCCCAUUGGCAAAUGGCAAACGAAUCUGUCGGUAAAUACCACUAUAGGUUUAUAUGUGACAUAGAUAAAUAAAGUAUCUAGUCCCCAAGAUAAGAGGAACACAAAAUAUGUUAUGAGAAACCAAAUUAGGCAAUGCCAAUGCCACCCAAACAUGAAAUUCGUCUCCUAAAUCGACUCAACCGAGAAUCGAACUCGGGACCUCAUCUACAUUAAAGCAAAUCGCUUACAAUUGUACCACGGAGGUCGUCCAGAGUUGAGAUAGAACGAGAUAGCAAUCUCCGGCGUCGUGAUUUUAUUCAUGCUUGUUUUAUACCCCUAAGGUGGCAAACAAGCAUACGGCCCACAUGAUGGCAAACGUUUACCGUAGCCUAUAAACGCCUGCAAUACCAGGGGAAGUACGCCUGUUGCCGACCCUGAAAAAAGCUUUUUACCCCUUUUUUUAAGAACCCCAUGCUGUAUUCUCUUGGAAAAACCACGACCUCAACGAAAUCUACAGAUGUAUGCGUUUGCCACUUAUCUAAAGGAGUAACAUAAUUUGACUUUAUAAGACGCCUAAGUUCUCUGUCUCGACGUUACUAUUAAGUGUAAGGGAGAUAGAAGACAACUCACCUGUGUAAACAAACACCGCAUCGGUUUUCCAUGAUAGAAAGACAUGCUUUGUCAUAUUUUACAUAGUUUGCCAUUAUUUAAUUUCUUUUUCUAUUAACUCCUCUUGCCUACUCCGAUGGGGUGUGAAAGAGAUAGAAGGUAACGCAAAAAAUCUAACGAAAUCAUUGUCUUUGGCUUCAAAAUAUAGUAAUCCAAUCAUUGUUGGGUUUAAACUUUUUUAGAUUACCACACACGGCGUAGGUAAUUUAUUUCUAACCUGUACGUAACGUAAGAUAUUAUGUUUCUUUGGAUUUAAUUAUAGUAUGUGUGCAGUCACAUAUUUGAAGGGAUACGCGUGUAAAGUUAUUUAAAAUAAGUAAAUAAUUAUUUCCCCCACAUUUUUUUGGGUGGAAUUGGUUUCAUCAUAUUUAUUUAUGUCAAAUUAAUGCUGUAUUAUGUUCAAUAAUUAUAGUUCAAUAUAUUCGCUUAUGUACAGAUAAGUUUACAUCCUGUUUUUUUUUUUAUGAAAUACGCGAUAAAAUAUUAGCGGUGCGUAACAAUUGUUGACAUAUGUUAUUAUUAAUAUUUAGUUUGUAAUAGUGAAAGAUACUGUAAGUUUUUAUAAUUAGAUUGAAUCUACGCCGUGUCUAAUCUGAUCAAUGUUUUACCUUAAAACAUAUUGUGCAUUGAAAAUAUGAACAUUGACAAAUCUGUCAAAAUAAUUGUUAAGUUUACAUUUUGUUUAAAUUUAAUAAAUUUUCUAUAAUAUUUUUUAAAUUUAUUUUUUCAUAUUUCAUAUGAUGUCUAAUUUUGUCAUUUCAAGAUUAAAUAACUGAACCAACAGAUAUUAUCUGUACAAUGGCUGUAUAAGCUUAUUAUUCCUUUAUUCAUAAAAACAUCAAAUCUCGCAUAGAAAACCUAUUUUAGUUAUUGAACUGUUUUGUCUCUAUCUUUUGCGCUAAAUUCCCAAUGUGAAAGAAAGUGACAAAACAGUGUGAUAAUUAAAAUGCGUUUGUAAUAGCUUUUACUUUUAUAUGAGUAAAUUGGUUAAUAUUUUUAGGAAAACUGAAAUAAAAAAAUUAAUAAAAGUUAUAAAUAUCUAAUACCAUAACAGCCGUUUACUGUCCACUGCUGUACAUAGGUCUCCCCCUACUAAGGGGUUCCGCCAGUAGUUGCCACGCUCGGCAGGCGGGUUGGCAACUAUAGCAAGUUGAUGGUAUUUCGAGAGGGACGCUGCUUUGCAUCCCUCAACCAUUAAAUUUCCUUAGUCGCCUUUUAUGGCACCCACGGGAAAGGAAAAGGUAGCUCAUUCGAUGCCCGGAUCACACGGAGUAAUAUUUUGUUUUAUUCUAUUUUUGGGGGAAAACGUUAUGGAAUUAUUACUUUAGGAUCUACUCUGAGGUACUAUUGCUCUAAACUUAACGUUUUGAUUUGAUAGUUUUGUAUAUUUACUAUAUAUUUGGACCCUCACAUAUAAAAAAUAUACAUAAAACUUCCUCAUAUGGAAAGACUGGGAGUUUGCCAAACCCCCCUUGGAUUUGGCAAACUCCCAAAGCGAGGAAGUCUUUUCAGCAAAGAACAGUCAACGGAUGAUAUGAUGAUAUUAAAUAUUGUUAAUUUUUUUUUUAAUGUUGAAUAUUUAAUUUUGAUUGAAACUAAACAUUUAUUUUGACAGACAUUAUCAUUUAGAAUUCUAGUGAAUUAAGUUUGUAAAUCAAAUUUAUAAAUCUUACUGUGUUAUCCAUUUAUGAGUUAUAUAAUAAACUGAACAUAAAAAACAGGAAUUAAAAAGGUCUAAUGAA